AUGGCGAGAAAGAGACUCAGAGGGGCAGAUGUGAAUGCUCAAGUCCGAGGUGGCCACUAUGGUAACGCUGUUCAGACAGCUUCAGCAGGUGACCAUGGCGAUAUCGUCAAGUUACUUAUCGAAUAUGGUGCUGAUGUCAACGCUCAAGGUGGCUAUUUUGGUAACGCUGUUCAGGUAGCUUCAGAACGUGGCCAUGGCGAUAUCGUCAAGCUACUUAUCGAACAUGGUGCUGAUGUCAACGCUCAAGGUGGCCGCUAUGGUAACGCUCUUCUGGCAGCUUCAGCAGGUGACCAUGGCGAUAUCGUCAAGUUACUUAUUGAACAUGGUGCUGAUGUCAACGCUCAAGGUGGCUACUAUAGUAACGCUGUUCAUGCAGCUUUAUUACAUGGCUAUGGUGAUAUCGUCAAGCUACUUCUCGAACAUGGUGCUGAUGCUAACGCUCAAGAUGGGAACUAUAAAAGCGCUAUUCAGGUAGCUUCAGCACGUGGCUAUGGUGAUAUCGUCAAGCUACUUAUCGAACAUGGUGCUGAUGUCAACCCUCGAGGUGGCCACUAUGAAAACGCUGUUCAUAUAGCUUUAAAAUGUGGCCAUAACGAUAUCGUCAAGCUACUUAUCGAACAUGGUGCUGAUGUCAACGCUCAAGGUGGCCGCUAUGGUAACAUUGUUCAGACAGCUUCAGAACGUGGCCAUGGCGAUAUCGUCAAGCUACUUAUCGAACAUGGUGCUGAUGUCAACGCUCAAGGUGGCUAUUUUGGUAACGCUAUUCAGAUAGCUUCAGAACGUGGCCAUGGCGAUAUCGUCAAGCUACUUAUUAAACAUGGUGCUGAUGUCAACGCUCAAGGCGGCCACUAUAGUAGCGCUCUUCAGGCAGCUUCAACAUAUGGUCAUGGCGAUAUCGUCAAGUUACUUAUCGACCAUGGUGCUGAUGUCAACGUUCAAGGUGGCCACUAUAAAAGCGCUAUUCAGGGAGCUUCAGCACGUGGCUAUAGUGAUAUCGUCAAGCUACUUAUCGAACAUGGUGCUGAUGUCAACGCUCAAGGCGGCCACUAUGGUAACGCUCUUCAGGCAGCUUCAGCAGGUGGUCAUGGCGAUAUCGUCAAGUUACUUAUCGACCAUGGUGCUGAUGUCAAUGCUCAAGGCGGCUACUAUGGUAACGCUCUUCAGGCAGCUUCAGCAUGUGGUCGUGGCGAUAUCGUCAAGCUACUUAUUAAACAUGGUGCUGAUGUCAACGCUCAAGGCGGCCACUAUAGUAGCGCUCUUCAGGAAGCUUCAGCAGGUGGUCAUGGCGAUAUCGUCAAGUUACUUAUCGACCAUGGUGCUGAUGUCAAUGCUCAAGGUGGCGUAUAUGGUAACGCUCUUCAGGCAGCUUCAGCAUGUGGUCAUGGCAAUAUUGUCAAGCUACUUCUCAAAUAUGGUGCUGAUGUCAAGGCUUAA
Molecule: messenger RNA, 1434 nt
Organism: Parascedosporium putredinis
Lineage: Eukaryota; Fungi; Ascomycota; Sordariomycetes; Microascales; Microascaceae
Source: the annotation of a GenBank genome assembly